Pipistrellus nathusii (Nathusius's pipistrelle) is the source of this 1287-nucleotide messenger RNA. NCBI's taxonomy places the organism in Eukaryota, Metazoa, Chordata, Mammalia, Chiroptera, Vespertilionidae. The record is from the annotation of a GenBank genome assembly.
AUGAGCUGCUUCGAGGAGGAGGGCGGCUGGAGCGUGUCCUUCAGCGGCGCCGCCUUCCUGGGCCUCUACCACGUGGGCGCCACGCACUGCCUGCGGGAGCGCGCCCCGCGCCUCCUCCGGGGCGCCCGCCGCAUCUACGGCUCCUCCGUGGGCGCGCUCAACGCCGUCUGCGUCGUCAUGGGCCAGUCCGUCGAGUUCUGCUGCGUCCAGCUGCUGGGCCUGGCCAAGCAGGUGGAGCAGCUGAGCCUGGGCGUGCUCCACCCCGCCUUCUCGCCCAUCGAGCACAUCCAGCGGCAGCUGCAGUCCUUCCUGCCCCCCGACAUCCACAUCCUGGCCUCCCGGCAGCUGGGCAUCUCCCUGACUCGCUGGCCCGACGGCCAGAACGUCAUCGUCACCGACUUCGCCUCCCGGGACGAGGUCAUCCAGGCCUUGAUCUGCUCCCUGUACAUCCCUUUCUACUGUGGGGUGAUCCCCCCCAAAUUCAGAGGGGAGCGCUACAUUGACGGGGCUCUGAGCAACAACCUGCCGUUCGCGGACUGCCCCCGCACCAUCACCGUGUCGCCCUUCAAUGGGACGGUGGACAUCUGCCCCCCCAGCGCCUCCGCCAACAUGCAGGAGCUGAACGCCUUCAACGCCAGCCUCCAGAUCUCCACCCGGAACUUCCUCCUGGGCUUCCUUUGCCUUGCCUCGCCCAGCUCCGAGGUGUUGACCCACUACUGCAGACAAGGCUAUCUGGACGCCCUGAGGUUCCUGGAGAGACGCGGACUCACCCAGGAGCCGGUGCUGUGGACGCUGGUAUCAAAGGAGCCCCCGGCCCCCGCCCCCGGGACCCAGGACACUGGCCCAAGCCGAGGCCAGAGGGCGGGCCUGUCGCUCAACUGGGCAGUGCCCCACGUGCUGGUGAAGGACGUGCCCAACUUCGACCAGCUGUCGCCGGAGCUGGAGGCCGCCCUGAGGAAGGCGAACAGGAGUGACCCCAGGCCCUGGGCCCGCUUCCGCCAGUCCGGGCCCGGGAAGGCGCUGGCCUACCUGCUGCUGCCCUGCACGCUGCCCUUCGAGUUCGUCUACUUCCGGGGCCGGAGGCUGGCCCUGUGGCUGCCGGACAUGCCCGCUGACCUGUGGUGGUUGCAGGGCGAGCUGAGGCGCGCGGUGCUCUGGGUGUGCUCCAGGAUGAGGGACCAGCUCCUCGGACAGCUCAGCUCACCUGUCGCCAGCCCCCUCCCACCGGAGGCAGCUCCUGCCAAGGACCCGGCCCAGAAGCCCAUGCCCCCUGCCCCUCAGGCCUGA